Messenger RNA from Manduca sexta (tobacco hornworm), 3880 nucleotides. RefSeq names its product autophagy-related protein 13 homolog. Gene Ontology annotation, cellular component: extrinsic component of membrane; cytosol; phagophore assembly site. The record is from RefSeq and is a predicted model, not a curated record. Lineage: Eukaryota; Metazoa; Arthropoda; Insecta; Lepidoptera; Sphingidae. Gene Ontology annotation, biological process: piecemeal microautophagy of the nucleus; mitophagy; protein localization to phagophore assembly site.
AACAAAUACACCUAAUAAAAACAACAAACAUGGCACCCGAAGUGGCUUUUUCUAACAUAAAUGACAAGAAUGAAUUUACUAAAUUCACAAAAUUCUUAGCUUAUAAAGGCGUUCAAGUUAUUGUAGAAUCGAGGAAGGGUGUAAAAAUAGAUCCUAAUAGUAAACCAAGAUCAUCAGACACUGAUUGGUUCAAUCUUCAAAUACCAGACUCUCCAGAGGUUAACCAGGCAACUAAGAAUGCAUUGCCUUCAGACAAGGUGUUAGAGAUUAUCAAAGCCCAACUGCACGUGGAAAUAUCAGUACAAACCGAGGAUGGCGAUGAAAUGGUUUUGGAGUUGUGGACCCUUGAACUUGACGAAACUCAGUUUGACACUUCUGUUAAAGCCACGAACACAGUUUACUUCAGAAUGGGAAUAUUACUUAAGUCGCUUAUAACUAUAACAAGAAUUACUCCAGCGUACCACUUGUCGAGGAAGCAAAGAACAGAGUCGUUCACAAUAUUCUACAGAGUAUACAAUGGCGAACCGAAAGUAAAAGCGCUUGGAGAAUCAGUGAAGAAAAUUCAAGCUGGAAUGCUCAAAACUCCACUUGGAGGGAUAAUAUUCUCCGUGGCCUACCGCACAAACUUCUCCAUUUCGCCAAACAGAUCGGAGAAGGACAAAACAGUACUUUUGAAGAGUGAUCAUUUCGAACUGAGUCCAAAACAUGUGAUAUUUGAAUCCAAGAAAAGAAACGAGAAAAAAGAAUACAAGCCUCUGAAACCUGUUGAUUUGAAUAAGCCACUUCGAUUAGCCGCAUUUGUAGACGAGGGAUGUUGUAAAAAGGCCUUUGAUGACUUCAUGGAGAAGAUGCCGAUUCCCAAAUACCGAGUGAUACGUAGGGAGAGAAGUCCAGAGAGCGACAAGCCUAUAGUAUCCAAAAGUACUCAGGAUUUGGACGCUUCUGUGACGUCAAAGAGUCCGACGUCAAUGGAAAUGCCACCUAAAAAGUUCACAGGCUUUCGCAAUGAGAACGAACCUCCAUUAAAACUUCUCCAUUUCCCAUUCGCUGAUAACCAUCCGAUAAGAGAACUGGCCGAGUUUUACAAAGAGUUCUUCAACGCCCCCCAUUUGAAGUUAGCUGAUGACGUUAGCCUGAAAUCGGGCAGUGCUGAAUCGGUAAAAGAGGUGAUAGAGAUUACAACUGAAGAUUUGUCGAAAGAUCUCGAAUUGUAUGAGAACUCGGUGUUGGAGUUUGAUGAGCUCUUGGCAGAUAUGUGCCGAUCGGCUGAGUGGAGUGGGAACUAGUGUUUAGUUUAAUGGGAAUGAGAGAUUGAUGGAGGAAAAAGUUGGCAAUUUGAAAUGCACUUACUGCUGGCCAGUGACUACUCUCAGUUUCCCCAACAUUUUAAAUAGAUGUUAUUUACUAGCAGGCGACCUACCACGCGUUGCGAGUCUUUAGAAAUUUCUUGCCCUUAUAAAGUACCUCGGUGAAUCGACGCAUACGUUCUAUGAAUACAAUAGACGUUUUAACCCUAAUCUAUUUCCUCCUAGAAUAAUGUGAUACUUCAGACAAAGAAUGUGAUAUGAAAGUGCGGUUUAUGGGACGUUGGUUGUAGGACAAGUCAAAACCCUAUCAGAUUUUAUGACUUCUCCAAACAGUGUAAAUAAGUUGGAUAUGGGAAGAUGUUUAAUAAAUUAUGAAUUAUUCAGACUGAACUUUGUUUUAUCUUUAUACUUAGUAUUUAAUGUGUUUUUCUGUAGUCGCACAAGCCGACGAAAUAAUGGCGGGGGACGAUAUUCCAUCGGGCGGAGUUAUAUUAAGAUUGAACGCGAUUUUAUAGUGAAUUUCGUCGCUCGCUAUGUGUUUAUGUAGUCAACCAGUUUUUUUAUAUAUAAUGUUAAUAAAUAAGACCAUAGCAUGGCAAUAUUACUGCGCGGCUCAGUUUAAAUGUUCUGUUUGGCGCAAUUUGCAUUUACUAUGCAAGAGCAUGCAACCCAUGUUAAGUGGGAAAUUAUUAUACAUACUGAUAGGCUAACUUUUUCGACGAAUGGAUUGGUAAUAAAUAAGGAUAGGCAAAGGAAGAGCAGAGUAUCAUUUACUCUGCCAGAUAAAGAACGAAGUAAUAAUUAUUUCGGUAUAUAUCAAAAUUGGCGGGAACAAUGUGAUUGGGUAUUUGACUCUAAAUUAAUAAGUAGAACGAUGAAUAAAUAAAAUAUUGGAAACGCAUCGCGUUUGUCGUACGCUCACUGGUCGAAUUUGAAUUUUAGUGUUUUAAUAAUUAGAUUCAAAUUCUAUAACAUAUAAUAACCCCACCUUAGUUUCGUAGGACGAUAUCACUUCUGACUAUCUAUUAAGAUUUUUCUGGUAUAAUCAGGCUCAGUAGCGGGUCCAGGGGUUGUAAGCUAGCACAAACCCAAUAACAUUUGCUUUGGGGUCGUCCAUUAAUCAUGUGAGGCUCGAAAGGUGGGGAUGGGUUCGGAAAUAAAAUCACGAAAUAUCACAAGGGCUUUGGGUUUAAUGAGUUAUAAUGUGUAUUUUUUUCGUUGAUCGCGUGAUUUAAUUUAAAAAAUAUCAAUAUACUUUGUACCAAAAAAUACACGUGAUUUUGGGUGGGAGAGGGGGUUAAAUGUCACUAAAUAAGAUCACGUGAUUAAUGGACUUCCCCUUUGACUUCAGACAAAUCUCUAAAUUUAUUUCUUAAUAAAAUGUAGUACAAUAGUUUUCAAUGCUCAUACACAUCGUUUUGGAUAAAUUAUAUUUGAUUUUCUGGAUUAUGUUGCCAAAUCUAGGAUCCGUUACUAACUUGGCCAGUUAUUUUAACCCCUUAAGAUUGUGUCAAAUAUAACUUUCUUCUUUCGCGCUAUAUUAUUGAAUAUAUAGCAGUCCUUCGCCCUUAUAGUCAAUCUUUUGGCAGAUCGAAGUAGUUUCCAGAUAUUUAAAUGGUAAUAUGGCGCAAUAGGCGUUAAGGAAACUAUCUCCAGACUGAGCCAAAAGAUUGAGGAUAGUUAUUAAAUAGUUAAGAAUGAAGAUUGUUUACCCAACUUGAAAUUGGCAUAAUGUAUUAUAGUUGCAAUAAAAAAUAUAAAAAAGAUUGUUUAACAGCCGUUUCCAAUACACAAUCCCAUUCGCUAUUUGAAAUCCAUCGUUAAAAACAACCAAUCGGAACAAAUGAAUUAUUUUAAUUGGUUUGUUCUCGAAAUCGGAUCGAAAAUAAAGAUUAGGAUCGUUUAUUGAGAAUGGCGGAUAGAAUUUACAGAUAAUGAAAAAUGUGUAGUAGUACAGUCGCCUCCAAUAAAAUUAAGUAUUGAUGCAGUAUUAAUUUUAUUAGAAUUAUACUAUCAAAUAAUGCCAUAUUAUGUAUGUAUAUAUUUUAUGUAGGAAAUCCACUGCUGAAUUUAGCUCUCCCAUUCAGAGUACCAAUCCGACCUGUACACAAGAAUUGAUAAAAUCUUUAAAAUAGUAUAAUGCGUGUAUUGCAGGCGAUUGUACAACUAACUUUAUAACCUAUGCUCAAAAGGGUAAGAUUCAAAAUUAUACCGCCUUUAUUCACUUGUUAUUCGUACACAAAAUUAACAAAAAUAUGUAGUCAAAAUGAACAGUAUCUAUUGCCGUAAAUCGGUAUCGUGGAUUUACCUUUUUGAGUGAUCUGAUAAGCCAGAUAUCGAUAAAUUUUGUAACUAUAUGUUUUUCUUGUAAAUAAGGUCAUUGUCGACAUAAUAUUCUUUACAUUUUACAUAAGUCCUGCUUUAGAAAAAUAAACUAUGAAAAUGUUUAUAUCGUUACAUAUCUUGGUUUUUUAAAAGUGAUUGGUUUUGUAAUGGUCAAAUACCUUAUUGGAAAGACUGAUUUGAUUAUGUAUAAUGGAUGUUAUGAUUUUAAUAAACUAUAUUCCUGUUUA